Microbotryum saponariae is the source of this 840-nucleotide messenger RNA. Lineage: Eukaryota; Fungi; Basidiomycota; Microbotryomycetes; Microbotryales; Microbotryaceae. The record is from the annotation of a GenBank genome assembly.
AUGUUCGCUGCACGCUGGCCCACACCGCUCGCGACGGUCGCCCGUCAGUGCGCCGCCGCGCGCGUCGUCUUGCCCAAGGCGCCCCACACCGCACACCGAGCUAUGAUGCGACAACAAGGCAUGUGCACCACUACCCGUACCGAAACAUCCCACGCAGCCUCGUUCCUCCGCUCGUAUCGAUUCGCCCUUGCCGCGUCCUUGCCCCUCGUCGCCGUCGGCCUCGGCGCAUCACGUCAACAACCGAUCCAUUGCGCCUCCGACACCAGGGCUUAUGCCCAAACGACCUCGGCACAGACCGGCGCCUUGGGAGCCUAUGACGAACUUCUUCCUGCCGAAUCUAUCAUCAACCUCCGUGAUCUCAGCUUUGGCACGGUGUCGGGUAUCUGCGUUGGAAUUUUCGUCAAGAAGGGUUUGAAGGUUUGUUCGCGCCUGACCGGAUCGCGGAGGUUCGCCGAUGUAGAGAAGUGGCAAACACUUAGUUCACCGUUCUAAACAUAUUCAGGCUGUUGCAUUUGCUCUAGGUGGUGUCUUUGUCUUCCUCCAAGUGAGAUCACAACCUACUCAAAAGCCGUGUCUGCUUCCGUCAAGCCAACAUUUUUCAUCUGACCCCUGCUUCGCGUGUCGCAGUACAUGUCGUCUCGAUCGCUCUUGCAAAUCAACUGGGGUGCCAUCACAAACUCUUACGACUCGUUCAUCACCAAACGCGCAGGGCCACCCGCUAGUGCCGGUGGAAACCGCAUCACUGGCUUGUGGAGCUGGUUCGUCGACUUUGUCAGUGCCGACGUUCAAAGCCGAGCUACGUUCGUCGCUGGUAUCCUUCUCGGCUUCCGGUUGGGCUAG